AUGUAUGCAUGUACCGUGCAGUCGCUUUUCAACAUGUCGGCGAUGGCCGAAGCGUGUAUAAAAACCGCCCCCACCCUUCCUGCAGAUCGCGGCCUGAGAAAACGAACAUUCGCUUUGGAACAUCGCAGUCUGGAUGGGUAUUGUGGGGGUCUGGAACACACUGAACGCUCUGGAAAGGCCGUUAAGCUUAAAGCUUCUUUGCCAGCCUGUGGGGACUGUGGGGAGUGAGAGUACCUACAUUUCUUGCGCCAAUCCAACUCUCUCGGUCUCACGCGCACAGAACGAACAAUCCAAUCCGACACUGGCAGGCGUAGCCUUUAGCCUGUCUACGGAACCCGCUAGAUCUGCGGGUAGCUUGUCCAUCUUUUUGGUGGCGGAGGUUACCUACCGGCUACCAUAUGUACUUAAGUUGACUCGGAUCCUCUGUCUCAUUGCCAUUCGGAAUUCAAUUGGAAGAUGUCUUCGAACACCACCGGAUUCCGAGACAUUGCCGGCGACGACGACGUGGGUACCACACAGGCGCCGACCGAUCUCCCAGUACUCUCGCACUCCCUCUCGCAUACAUCGGCUACACGCCCCCACCCCUCCGCCGAGCAUGACCCGGAGAAACCUAGCUCCGCCUCCUCCGAUGAUGAUGAAGGGCCAGAGGUGGAAUACCCCGAAGGCGGCCGGGGAGCCUGGACGGUGGUCUUCGGCAGCUGCAUCUCGAUGAUCGCUAGCUUUGGCGUCAUGAACACCAUUGGGACAUUGCACGCACACCUCAGCGAACACCAGCUUUCGGGACACUCCACGGGUGAGAUUGGGUGGAUCUUUGGAAUGUAUUCUUUCCUGAGCUUUUUCGGCGGGAUACAAAUUGGACCGAUAUUUGAUGCGUUUGGACCGAGGGCACUGUUGGUGCUGGGAACGGUGUGUUUAGUGGUGGGAUUGAUGUUGUUCAGCAUCUCUACAGUAUAUUGGCACUUUAUGCUCUCCUUCGGAGUCCUUUGCGGCAUCGGCACAUCACUCAUCUUCACUCCUGCGGUAGCCUCGGUCGGGCACUGGUUUCUCCAGAAGCGCGCGUACGCCACGGGCGUCGCCACGACCGGCGGCUCCAUCGGCGGAAUCAUUUUCCCGCUCGUGAUCCAAGCCGCCAUCCCUUCCGUCGGCUUCGGCUGGGCAAUCCGUAUAGUCGGCUUCAUCGUGCUCACCUUCCUCAUCCUAGGCAACGUCCUGAUCAAAGCCCGGACAUCAAUUAUCAACCCUCCCAGCUCCUCCUCCACAUCCGCAAACAAUAAAUCAUCCCUCCGCCACGCCAUCACCUCCGUCAAAAUCGAUCUCACAGCCUUUGCUGAUCCCCGGUUCUCCCUCACUACCGUCGGCGUGUUCAUGAUCGAAUGGGCCGUCUUCAUCCCGAUAACCUACCUAACCUCAUACUCUCUGCACCUCGGCCUACCAUAUGCCUUCUCCUACCAGAUGCUCGCGAUCCUCAACGUCGGCUCCGUGUUCGGACGGUGGCUGCCCGGGCUCGUCGCCGACAAGACAGGGCGCUUCAACAUCAUGCUGCUAACGUGUUCCUUCUGCCUGCUGACCGUGCUCUCCCUGUGGCUCCCAGCGGCCUACAUCCCCACGCUCGUGGGCAAACAAUCCGUGAUGACGCUCUUCGCGCUCCUCUACGGCUUCGGCUCCGGCUCUGGCAUCUCGCUCACGCCCGUAUGCGUAGGCCAGAUCUGUAACACGCGCGAAUACGGCACCAAAUACGGCACGUGCUACUUCUUCGUCAGCUUCGCGACGCUGACGGGAAUCCCGAUCGCGGGACAAAUCGUUGCCGCGAGCAGCGGAGGGUACCAGGGCCUCAUCGCCUUCACCGCGGCCAGCUACGUCGGCGCCCUCCUCGCUUUCGCGGCCGCACGGUACGUGGGACUCGGAAUGAAGCGCGAAAGCAGGGGGUGGAGGGGGAUCUACUGAUCCCCCGGUCCCCCUCUAUAUAUUACAGUAGUUUACACAACCCCCACAACCACCCUCCCGCCCACCCCAUCCACCUCGCCAAGCUCAGUCACGCCCUCGCGCCGCACAUCCACGCGUCCCACACCGACGCCGCGGUACCCGCGUCCGUCGCUGUCAUCGCCAGCCGGAAUCCAGACGUCGAGCUGCUCGCGCCGCAACGCUGCCUGGCGGCGCCGCCGACGUUGCCGGCGGAAACGGAUUAGCCAUAGGCCGGGCGCGAGAACGGCUAUCGCCGCGACGAAGGCAAGCGGGAGCGCGGUGGUGACGGAGAGGGAGCGG
Tricharina praecox is the source of this 2262-nucleotide messenger RNA. Its product is annotated as major facilitator superfamily domain-containing protein. The record is from RefSeq and is a predicted model, not a curated record. Gene Ontology annotation, molecular function: transmembrane transporter activity. The transcript is spliced from 3 exons. Gene Ontology annotation, cellular component: fungal-type vacuole membrane. The coding region runs from base 457 to 1944 and encodes 495 amino acids. NCBI's taxonomy places the organism in Eukaryota, Fungi, Ascomycota, Pezizomycetes, Pezizales, Pyronemataceae. Gene Ontology annotation, biological process: transmembrane transport.